UGCGCGUUAGUGUAGCGUUGCUGUAGCGUUAGUACGAAAUUUUGCUUUGUGUUGUCCCGUAAUAUUUGAUAUGACAGCCGAUCGGCCUUUUACAGUGCGCUUUGCAGACUGCUGAAACCGUAGUGAUGGAUGACAGCAGUGCUUGGGACGACCCCGAAGGUGACGAUCUCAUCGCAAAACUUCAGUGUGACGGUGCCCCCGACCCAAGACCUCCUCUUUAUAAGUAUCGAAAUGGUCGGAUUUACGUGUCGGAUUUGUCCAGUCAAAUGUACUGCGAGCAGAAACUAUUGUACUCGCUCAUCGGAGUACCUCGUUUGAAGGAAAUGGGCUACGACGUUGAAGAAGGUGAGAGCCCGCAAGUCACUCGUGGUUCAGAUAUCCACAUGGCAAGGCAGCUUGAAGUUCAAGAUGUGGUUACGGUGGACACAGAGACGCGCGAGGAUAACAUUGCCGUCCUAUUCCUGAAUUUACUGCAAUCUGUUCGCUCUUUGCUGUGUGGUGAACCUAUUGCCAGAGAAGUGCCCGUGUUUGGAAGAGCCUUUGGCGGCGACAUCUUUGUCAACGGAGUCGUAGAUGAACUGCGUUGCGAUAGAGAUACACUUCAAGUCGACAUCGUUGAAUUGAAAACGAUAAGGAGCACCAGACUGCCAAGCACACCGGUUCGCCGCUCGCAUCGGUUACAAGUCAUGUUGUACCACCAUCUGUUGAGUAACCUUGUUCAAGGAAAGGUGGACGUGAACGACAUUGAAAAAGGCUUUCGGGUGACUCUGGAUGUGCAGUUGAGCUCUGUGGUGCUUGAGCUAUUGCCGCUGGAUGAGCGGCAUAUGAACACCUUGCGUCAUGUGGUGCCAUUCGUAUUGAGUGCUGUUCAAGCGUUGCCUCUCCCCAGCCAAUUGCUUGUGGAGUAUUUCAGUCAGGAAACCAACAACACGCUGUGUUUUGAAGGUGUCGAGUAUGAUCAGAAGUGGUUGAUGGGCACUCUGCAGAUGUUGUUUCCAUUCUGGACUGGCGAGAGGCCUGCGGAAGGAGUUCAUGACAUUGAAGAUGCAUGGAAGUGUAAAUGUUGCCCAUUUCAAAAUAUAUGUGAAUGGCGUCAGGCCAAAGAGGCCGAAUGCAUUAAGCGCAACUCAAGAUGCUUUGUGCAAACAAAAUGAAAUGGUUGCAGCUGCA
This is a messenger RNA of Rhipicephalus sanguineus (brown dog tick), 1170 nucleotides long. Its product is annotated as exonuclease V. Gene Ontology annotation, cellular component: nucleus. The transcript has a single exon. Bases 126 to 1154 code for a protein of 342 amino acids. Gene Ontology annotation, biological process: interstrand cross-link repair. Lineage: Eukaryota; Metazoa; Arthropoda; Arachnida; Ixodida; Ixodidae. The record is from RefSeq and is a predicted model, not a curated record. Gene Ontology annotation, molecular function: single-stranded DNA 5'-3' DNA exonuclease activity.